This is a messenger RNA of Chelonoidis abingdonii (Abingdon island giant tortoise), 7175 nucleotides long. The record is from RefSeq and is a predicted model, not a curated record. NCBI's taxonomy places the organism in Eukaryota, Metazoa, Chordata, Testudines, Testudinidae.
UUGCCGGCAGUAGCAGCAGCAGGAGCAGGAGGCGUCCGUGGAGGUGGCGGCGAAGCCGGGCUGCCUCUGAUAAAGGAAAAAUGGCUUUCAGCAAAGGAUAUCGGGUCUACCACAAACUGGAUCCACCUCCAUUCAGUGUGAUAGUGGAAACCAGAAAUAAGGAAGAGUGCCUCCUGUUUGAGUCUGGAGCUGUGGCUGUCCUCUCAUCUGCAGAGAAAGAGGCAAUCAAGAGCACGUACUCCAAAGUAAUGGAUGCAUAUGGACUUUUAGGUGUAUUAAGGUUAAAUCUGGGAGACACUUUGUUACGUUAUCUGGUUCUAGUCACAGGAUGUAUGUCUGUGGGAAAGAUUCAAGAAUCUGAAGUUUUUCGGGUUACUUCCACUGAAUUCAUAUCAUUACGAAGUGACCCUUCAGAUGAAGAUCGUGUUUCAGAAGUGCGCAAAGUUUUGAACUCAGGAAAUUUCUAUUUUGCAUGGUCUGCUACUGGGGUCAGUUUAGAUCUUAGUCUUAAUGCUCACCGUAGCAUGCAAGAACACACCACUGACAACAGAUUUUUCUGGAACCAAUCACUGCAUUUGCAUCUUAAACACUAUGGUGUGAACUGUGAUGACUGGUUAUUGCGUCUCAUGUGCGGAGGAGUAGAGAUUAGAACAAUUUAUGCAGCUCACAAACAGGCAAAGGCUUGCCUCAUUUCACGACUAAGCUGUGAACGAGCUGGAACCAGGUUUAACGUACGGGGAACGAAUGAUGAUGGUCAUGUUGCUAAUUUUGUUGAAACAGAACAGGUGAUAUUCCUAGAUGACUGUGUCUCUUCCUUCAUACAAAUUCGUGGAUCUGUUCCAUUAUUUUGGGAGCAACCUGGUCUGCAGGUGGGAUCCCAUCGUGUCAGAAUGUCAAGGGGAUUUGAAGCAAAUGCACCAGCUUUUGACAGGCAUUUCCAAACACUUAAAAAUGUAUAUGGCAAGCAAAUUAUUGUAAAUUUACUUGGGGCAAAAGAAGGGGAGCACAUGCUUAGCAAAGCCUUCCAGAGCCACUUGAAAGCCUCUGAACAUGCUAUUGAUAUCAAAAUGGUGAACUUUGACUAUCAUCAAAUGGUUAAAGGCGGAAAGGCAGAAAAACUACACAGCGUGCUUAAACCUCAAGUCCAAAAAUUCUUAGAAUGUGGAUUUUUUUAUUUCGAUGGAAAGGAAGUUCAAAGGUAUCAAAGUGGUACUGUCAGGACAAACUGCUUGGACUGUCUGGAUAGAACAAACAGUGUGCAGGCUUUCUUUGGCUUAGAGAUGCUAACAAAGCAACUGGAGGUUUUAGGUUUAGCUGAGAAGCCUCAGUUGGUUACUCGCUUCCAGGAAGUUUUCCGGUCCAUGUGGUCAUUGAAUGGUGAUUCUGUCAGUAAAAUAUAUGCAGGAACAGGAGCUCUUGAAGGAAAGGCUAAGGCUGGAAAGCUGAAGGAUGGUGCUCGUUCUGUGACCAGAACAAUUCAGAAUAACUUUUUUGAUAGUUCCAAGCAGGAGGCCAUUGAUGUUUUGUUAUUGGGGAAUACCCUAAAUAGUGAUUUAGCAGAUAAAGCACGGGCUCUCUUAACCACCAGCAGUUUACGCGUUUCAGAGCAGUCAUUGCAAUCAGCAUCUGUAAAAACUCUAAAGGGUAUGUGUGAAAAUUUUUAUAAGUAUUCAAAGCCAAAAAAAAUUCGAGUAUGUGUUGGAACAUGGAAUGUCAAUGGUGGGAAGCAAUUUCGAAGCAUUGCAUUUAAAAAUCAAACACUCACUGACUGGCUUUUAGAUGCACCAAAGUUAGCUGGUAUCCAUGAAUUCCAAGAUCAAAGAAGCAAACCUAUUGACAUAUUUGCCAUUGGAUUUGAAGAAAUGGUUGAGUUAAAUGCAGGAAACAUUGUGAAUGCAAGCACAACCAAUCAGAAACUGUGGGCUGCUGAACUGCAAAAGACCAUCUCAAGAGAUUGCAAAUAUGUGCUGCUGGCUUCUGAGCAAUUGGUGGGCGUCUGUCUCUUUGUAUUCAUCAGACCGCAGCAUGCUCCUUUUAUCAGGGAUGUUGCUGUUGAUACUGUAAAGACUGGUAUGGGAGGAGCUACUGGUAAUAAAGGUGCAGUAGCAAUUCGAAUGUUGUUUCAUACGUCCAGUCUUUGCUUUGUCUGUAGUCACUUUGCUGCAGGGCAAUCACAAGUCAAAGAGAGAAACGAAGACUACAUAGAAAUAGCCCGAAAACUCAGUUUCCCAAUGGGGAGGCUCCUCUUUUCCCAUGACUAUAUAUUUUGGUGCGGUGAUUUUAAUUAUCGCAUAGAUCUUCCUAAUGAGGAAGUGAAGGAGUUAAUUCGCCAGCAGAAUUGGGAUUCCCUUAUUGCAGGAGAUCAACUUGUCAACCAGAAAAAUGCUGGACAGAUCUUUAGGGGAUUUUUAGAGGGAAAGAUAACUUUUGCACCUACAUACAAAUAUGACUUGUUUUCUGAUGACUAUGACACCAGUGAAAAAUGUCGCACGCCAGCAUGGACAGAUCGUAUUCUUUGGAGAAGAAGAAAAUGGCCAUUUGACCGAUCAGCUGAAGACCUGGAUCUUCUGAAUGCUAGUUUUCAGGAUGAGAGUAAUAUCCUUUACACAUGGAAUCCUGGUACUUUGUUGCACUAUGGAAGAGCAGAGCUGAAAACAUCUGAUCAUAGGCCUGUUGUUGCAUUGAUUGACAUAGAUAUAUUUGAAGUUGAGGCAGAAGAGAGACAGAAAAUUUAUAAGGAGGUGAUUGCUGUGCAGGGACCACCUGAUGGUACUGUAAUGGUCUCCAUCCAAAGCUCUUCACCAGAAGAAAACUAUUUUGAUAACUUGAUUGAUGAACUUCUUCAGAAGUUUGCAGCCUAUGGUGAAGUUAUACUUAUAAGGUUUGUAGAAGACAAAAUGUGGGUAACAUUUUUGGAAGGAAGCUCUGCUUUGAGUGCUCUGAACCUGAAUGGUAUUGAGCUUUUAGGAAAGAUCAUAAACAUUAACUUGAAAAACUCAGACUGGAUCAGAAGUUUGGAAGAGGAGAUGAAUCUAGAGAAGAUGGUUGGAUUGCCUUCAUCAACCAGCUCCACUUUGCUUUGUGAAGAUGCUGAAGUUUCUGCAGACUAUGAUAUGGAAGGUGAUAUUGAUGACUAUAGUACUGAAGUGGAAGAGAUUUUUCCUCAACAUCUACAGCCAGGUACAAGUUCUGGUCUUGGAACCUCACCAGGCUCUUCACCUCGUUCCAGUCCCUGCCAAUCACCCACGUUGUCAGAUGGAGCGCUACCCACCCUUCCAGUUAGACCAAGUCGAGCACCUACAAGAACUCCUGGACCACCUAUAUCCUCACAAAAAACUUCAAUGCCACGUGAUAAUGCAACACAACCACAGUGUUCUCCAGUUGAUUUUCAACCAAUUACACAACAGAAAGAGUCUACUCAGAGUUUAGAGCCUAAACGUCUUCCUCCCCCUCGCCCAGUGGCUCCACCUACACGGCCUGCUCCACCACAGAGACCACCCCCACCAUCAGGGGGUAGGAGCCCUGCACCUGCUAGAAAAGAAUUUGGAGGUCUUGGAGCUCCUCCCAGUCCCGGGGUAGCUAGGAGAGAAAUAGAAGUUCAAAAAAGCCCCGGAACACAAAGAAAAGAUAACUUAGUUCGUAGUCAGCCUCCGCCUCCAGCUGGAUUCACAAGCACAGGAACUGCUGGAUAUAGUGCAGCCAGACCGACGGUUCCACCCCGAGCCGGAGUUAUUAGUGCACCACAAAGCCAUGUCCGACCAUCUGUGGGGAGGCCAACACCUGAAACCCAAACCAAGCCAGCUGAACCACCAAGAGGGUCGCCUUUGCUUCCUGAACCGCUAAAACCUCAGGCCGUAGUUCCUCUUCAACCCACCAUUCAGCCACCAUCUGUUCAAAAAAUGCAAGAGCCUCUUAUACCUAUGAUGAUGCAUAUAUCUCAGACAACUCCUCCACAGACUCUGGAAGCACCACCGCAACCACCUCCCCGGAGCAGGUCAUCCCACAGCUUGCCUUCAGAAUCGGUUCCUUCACAACAGCAAAUUAACACAAAUGGAGUCUGUGGCAUUAAACUUGAAACAAAGUUAAACAAUGACCCUUUUGAAGAUCUGUCAUUUAAUCUGCUUGCUGUGUCAAAGGUUCAGACAUCUGUUCGCAUAUCACCUGUUCCAACUUUAAACCAAAAGGAGUUGACUUGGUUGCCUUCUGCAACACAAAGCAAUGUUAAGACUUUGGAUACUGUAAAUUGCGUGCCAGCAAUGCCUCCUAAUCCAGCCUAUAGCAGAUCCCAGGACCAUGUAUGCAGCUUUCCAAAUUCAUUGGCUACCAGACUGAACAGCACAAAUCCUUUCACUGAAAGAACUGUUAAUGCUGGAAACCCAUUUAGAACUGAAACCCAAGAACCUGACGUAACUUCACAGCUUUUAAUAGAAGGACCUGCUGCUUGUAACCCUUUCCCGUCUCUAAAUCCUCCAAAUCCUAGUAAAGGCAAGCCUGUGUUCUCUGUCAGUGCUUUUGAAGACAAGUUUUGUUUGCAAAGUAAAUCUUCAAUAGUGAAAAAUGCAAAACCAAAAGGAUGGGUAACAUUUGAGGAAGAGGAGGAUUCCAGUGUAAAACUAAAGACGUCCUCUGAAUGUGUUACAGAAUUCAAGAGAGCCAGUUCCAGGAAACCUACUGGUUUUCCAGAUUUAGUAGGCACUGAACCAAAUAUAUUUCCUGGCUCAGACUUUACCUUUGAUAAUGACUGGAAUUCUACUGAUUCCUUCUAUACGCUGACAGCAGGAAGACCACCUGCACCUCCUGUACCAUCAAGAAUAACCCAGACCAUAUCCCCUGCAGAUCCUUUUGCUUUGUUGGCACCUAAAGUGUCACCAACACAAGAUUUUACAGAAAGAUAGACAUUCUAAAAUACAAGAGAUCUUAAGUUUGUUGCUAGGUGUAUCCAAAAGAAUAAUUGUGCAUUGAGGUUAUUCUAUGUGCAAUAUUCACUGUCAAAUGCACUGAACCUUAACUUUAUUCAUAGCAACCACUGUUUGUGUACAAAUUUUGAAUAUGUAUAUAUGGUAGUGCACAAAAGAAUUGUCCACAAUUACUAUAAAUUUAGAUGUAGUCAUACUGAAAGGAUUAGUUAAUCCUAAUAGAAUGUAUAAUGCUCUUGGAAAUUAGUUUUUGUUUAUGAAGCACUUUCAUUUCUGUUCUCCUCAGAGGAAUUUCAAAAUGCUCGAGAGACUUCCAGCUGUUAGACCCCUUCAAUCCCUUUUUACUAUUUGGUAACUGAUAUUUAUAAAUAUUUACCAAAGACCAGCCAAAGUUUAAUCAAAAUAUUGAAUGUGGACAGGUACUAUUUAGAAAGUAAUUUAUAACAGAGGUUAUGGAGAUUAGUAAGGCUUAAUUAUAUUUAAGUUUGAGGCACAAAUUAAAAUAGUUACUUUCAAAAUACAGACAAGACCUCAUGUACUAAUAUAAUAAAUAAUAAAUUUAUUGACUUUUGUGUCUAGUAAUUUCCACCAUUUGUUGAUGUAAACUUAGAGUAGCUAUUUAGUAUUCAAUUUCAUUCAUUUAUUCAUCACUCUCUUAAAGGCUUUUUUUUCCCCCAGAAAUUGGAAACUUCUGAUAUUACGAAAGUCUUUCUCUUCAUCCUUGAAAAAUAAAUCACAUUUUUCAUCUUUUGCUUAGAUUUUUAAAAACAGGCUCCCUCAACAGAGAGUGAUGUAUUUCAAUUAGUUUAUCUUUGGCUAUCUCAUUUUUGUGUCCCAGUCAUUCUAGAAGAGUUUCUCCCCUCUGUAAAGAGCUGGAUGAGGAAAUAAGCAAUUAUGCUGUGACUUCAGGAGUGUGUGUUGAGCACCAUUUUGCCCAGUUUCGUCCCUCUCUACUAACUGCUAUAUUUUCAAUACCUUGCUUUCAGCAGAGAAAGCAAGAGAGCAGCAACCCUCUGAGCUGAAGGGUACUGUUCUAUCCGCCUUCUUGCUAAAUCAGCAUUCUUCCCUCCCUCAGAGGUUAUAAACACUACAUUUGUUGUGCUGCUUUGAAGUCAGUGGAGGCUACAUCUUUUUGCAUAGGAUACUGUAAACAUGCAACUGGUCCUGUUUCUAUGGUUGCCUGAAGUUCACAGUAUUUACAUAAAAUAUGGGUAUUUUGGUAUCUUGAAGGAAUUUAAAAUAACAGAUUUCUUUAGCAACACUUACGUAUGCUAAAGAAAUGGUAAUGUUCCUUACCAUCACAGUGUCCUUUAUAACAUGACUUUUAUAUAAAAAAGUUGUGUACAUUAAUCAAAAUUGGAAUGCAUCAAAAUUUGAUUGAAAUGUAUCGGGGGUGAGGCACCAUACACACCUGCACUUACUGGCUUAUUAGCAAACAAAUCAUGCUAUUUUUGUAACAUUUAUAAGUGAAUCAUAGUUUACUAGCAUUACAUUUAUAGCAGCAAAAGAAUAUGACAAUACUACUUCUAAAUUCUCCAAUACAAUCAAAAUUCCAUUCAGAAAUAAUCCACUCUUCCUUUAACAGUAAAAUUAGGAGAUGCUGUUGGAUAGAAGUUACAGUUGUGAGUUUUAUAUUGUGCUUUUCUUCUGUUCAGGCAUUAAAAAGUUCUUGUAAAUUUUAAACACAGUACCUGUGAUAAACUUUGUGCUUCAAUAUGUGAAUUAACUGUGGCUAUUAACAUCUAUGUGAUUGGUGGUUUUGGUAUACAGGCUUACAUUAGAAAAACAAUUUUAUUUUGGAAACUUUGCUUGUGCAAAUUGCAGUUUUGUGAUGAAUAUGUUCCUUGAUGAAUAUUUAAUUACAGUGCUUACAAACUGCUGUCUAAAAUGUACUUAAUAUGCAGCACCUCAACACUUGUAUGGGAUUAAGGAGUUUGACAAAAUACUGCACAAAAAGAUGCUAAAAUAUAUAGUACAAAUAGCUAACCACUGUAAUGUGUAUUACUGGAAAUAAUUACUACCAAAAGGACUAAAAUACUGAGAAGUAAAGUUAGAAAUGCUAAACAUAUUUUCAUGAAUUGUUCCCUGUAGUAAAUUGCUCUGUUAAUGUGUAACAAUUUUAUUGCUUGUGGCACACAAUAUUUAUGACUGCAUACUUUACAAAACUGCAGUAUUAAAACUCAGUGGCAUACUACAUUCUGUAUCUAUCCUGUGAAAUGCAGUGAUGUAUUAUUGAAGUAAAUACACCUGUCUUUAAGG